Cucurbita moschata (crookneck pumpkin) is the source of this 986-nucleotide messenger RNA. Its product is annotated as ras-related protein RABD1-like. Bases 107 to 712 code for a protein of 201 amino acids. Gene Ontology annotation, molecular function: GTPase activity; GTP binding. The record is from RefSeq and is a predicted model, not a curated record. The transcript is spliced from 8 exons. NCBI's taxonomy places the organism in Eukaryota, Viridiplantae, Streptophyta, Magnoliopsida, Cucurbitales, Cucurbitaceae.
UAAUCCGAUCUCUUACUUCAGUCCCACUCUCUCCCCCUUCGCAUUCGGUCCGAAGACGCCGAGAGAAAACUACGGAGGCAGAUUUUUUUCAAUUUCGAUUCAAACCAUGAGCAACGAAUAUGAUUAUUUGUUCAAGCUCUUGCUAAUCGGUGACUCUUCUGUUGGAAAGUCGUGCCUUCUUCUCAGAUUUGCGGAUGAUUCCUAUGUGGAUAGCUAUAUAAGUACGAUUGGAGUUGAUUUCAAAAUCAGAACUGUGGAACUGGAUGGAAAGACCGUUAAGCUCCAGAUUUGGGACACUGCUGGUCAGGAGAGAUUCAGGACUAUCACAAGCAGCUAUUACAGAGGAGCACAUGGAAUAAUUAUUGUUUAUGAUGUCACUGAGAUGGAGAGCUUUAACAACGUCAAGCAAUGGCUGAAUGAGAUUGAUAGAUAUGCUAAUGAUAGUGUGUGCAAGCUUUUAGUAGGAAAUAAGUGUGAUUUAGUUGAGAACAAGGUUGUUGACACAGAGACAGCAAAGGCAUUUGCAGACGAGCUCGGAAUUCCUUUUCUGGAGACGAGUGCAAAAGACUCGAUCAAUGUGGAGCAAGCUUUCUUAACUAUGGCUGCUGAAAUAAAGAAAAAAAUGGGGAGCCAGCCAAGUUCGUCGAUGUCGUCGGGGAAUGUGCAAAUGAAGGGGCAACCAAUUGAGCAAAAGAGCAGCUGUUGCAGUUGAGAAGAAGAAGAAGUCGCCUAAUUAUAUAAAAGGUAAAAUCUAAGUUAACAGGUUUCUUAAGAAGAAGUCGUCUUUACUUUGUGUUGGCUCAAGGAUUUCAAUGUUAUGGUGAAUUGUUCCCUAUUUGAAACGUUUCUGUGUAUAAAUGUUUUGUGACACUCACCUUUGGAUACUUUUCUGUCUCUCCUAAUCAUCUCCAUACACUGAAGUCUGGAGAGAAUUAUAUCAGUGUAGUUUGGAGUAAAGAAAAUCAUUCCGACAUUCAUUGAGGACA